This is a messenger RNA of Salvelinus namaycush (lake trout), 1304 nucleotides long. Its product is annotated as transmembrane protein 41B-like. The transcript has 7 exons. The coding region runs from base 133 to 990 and encodes 285 amino acids. The record is from RefSeq and is a predicted model, not a curated record. NCBI's taxonomy places the organism in Eukaryota, Metazoa, Chordata, Actinopteri, Salmoniformes, Salmonidae. Gene Ontology annotation, cellular component: endoplasmic reticulum membrane.
GAAUGUGUCAAUUUGCGAGUCGCCGGUUGGCAAAGCGGUCUCUCGUCUCUUACUUUCAACUUUGACAGAAGCCCGGUGUAUUAUACCCGAGGUUGGUGUAGCUAGAUCGAUAUCUUAAUUUAAUAAGCGAACAUGGCCAAGAAACGAAGAGAAAGACGAGAGGCCGAUAGUGUUUCGUUAGUAACGUUACACGAAGAACCGAAGACACAAUUUAACGAGGCACAAACCUUCAAAGAGACUCGAUACACUGGAGGGGGCUCAGCUCGCAUGUCUCUCCUCAUCCUGCUGUCUGUCUUCACCUGCGCUGCUUCUGUCAUGUACCUAGUGUACAGGAAUUUCCCAGAGCUCAACAAUGAUGAGAUGGCUACUAUUAAAAUCCCCAAAGAUAUGGAUGAUGCUAAAGCCUUGGGAACUGUACUUUCCAAAUAUAAAGACACCUACUACACCCAAGUGUUAGUAGCCUACUUUACCACCUAUAUCUUCCUCCAGACAUUUGCAAUCCCUGGAUCCAUCUUCCUCAGCAUCCUGUCUGGUUAUCUCUACCCCUUCCCCCUGGCUCUUUUCCUCGUCUGCCUGUGCUCUGGCCUGGGAGCUUCCUUCUGCUACAUGCUAUCUUAUCUAGUGGGGCGACCAGUGGUCUACAGAUACCUGACAGAGAGAGCCCAGAAAUGGUCCCAGCAGGUAGACAAGCACAGAGAUCAUCUCAUCAAUUACAUCAUAUUUCUGAGGAUCACUCCCUUUCUCCCCAACUGGUUCAUCAACAUCACCUCACCCGUCAUCAACGUGCCUUUGGGGGUCUUCUUCCUUGGUACUUUCUUUGGAGUGGCCCCACCGUCCUUCGUGGCGAUCAACGCUGGUACAACACUGUAUAAACUGACGACAGCUGGGGAGGCAGUGUCCUGGAACUCUCUGAUUGUGCUAGGUGUCCUGGCCGUACUCUCUAUCCUGCCUGUCUGCUUCCAGAAGAAACUGCAGCAGAAGAUGGAGUAGGCAUUAGACAACUCAGCAACUCAUCUGCCUGCCUGAUCCCCCAGCCCAUCCCUUGGCUCAGGAAUGGUACACCCCGCUGUCACUCACAUAGUCCUGCCUGUUGCUGUCCCACACACCUGCUGAGGUUGCUGUGGAAACAUUGCCCGUUGACACAACCCUGACUCAUGUUCCCAAAACAUGUUGUUGUGGCCACCUCAACUUUGUGCUCUACAAAUGACUAACUGGCCUCUGCUCAUCCUUGGGUUUGUUUUCCCAUAUUUGUUAAAUGUUGCUUGCCUGUAAAUUGAAGAUUUUAAGAAAGGAUACAGAAAACA